Molecule: messenger RNA, 2197 nt
Organism: Siniperca chuatsi (mandarin fish)
Lineage: Eukaryota; Metazoa; Chordata; Actinopteri; Centrarchiformes; Sinipercidae
Product: ubiquitin-conjugating enzyme E2 G1-like
Exons: 6
Coding region: 367-876 (169 amino acids)
Biological process (GO): protein polyubiquitination; proteasome-mediated ubiquitin-dependent protein catabolic process
Molecular function (GO): ubiquitin conjugating enzyme activity
Source: RefSeq, a predicted model, not a curated record
CAAGCCUCACAGACAAAACUUCCUUAGCUGUGUGAGCAAUAAAUUCCAGCUCUUUGCCAAAAUUAACAGCCCUAUAUCCCAGCCAUAGCCCUAACUCUGAUCUUAACUUUCAUUUAAUUGGUGGACCUCAGUGGGGACAGUACAUUUCCUGGAAGCAAGGUUUGCCUGAGAGGUUUUACUGAGGGCAAAAAUACCUCUUUCCUUGCCCUGGCCACUUUUUUGGGGUUGUCAGGCAGACAGACGAGAAAACGUGGACGGUGUGCUUUACUUUCUUUACCCUAUGUUUAAUUUAAUCGUGUUGACAGUCUGACAGUUGGUUGGCGUUAAUCAAUACAAAUAACAGAGUUAAAAAGAUAUAGCUAUAAAAUGACGGAACAGUCCUCGUUGCUACUACGUAAACAGUUAGCAGAGCUCAACAAGAACCCAGUGGAAGGCUUUUCUGCGGGUCUUGUAGAUGACGAUGACAUCUAUCAGUGGGAAGUGGUCGUCAUCGGACCUCAAGACACAUUAUUUGAAGGAGGUUUCUUCAAAGCCACCUUAUCCUUCCCGCGUAACUAUCCUUUGAGGCCUCCGAAGAUGAAGUUCAUCACAGAAAUCUGGCAUCCAAAUGUGGCAAAAAAUGGCGACGUCUGCAUCUCCAUUCUGCAUGAACCUGGCGAGGACAAGUAUGGCUAUGAGAAGCCUGAAGAGCGCUGGCUGCCAAUCCACACAGUAGAGACCAUCAUGAUCAGUGUUAUCUCCAUGUUGGCAGACCCCAAUGGAGACUCUCCUGCCAAUGUGGAUGCAGCUAAAGAGUGGCGGGAAGAUCCUGCAGGAGUUUUUAAGAAAAAGGUGGCCCACUGUGUGCGGAGGAGUCAAGAGAUGGCUUUUGACUAAAGCCUCACUCCAGUCAUGAACACAGUUGGCACUGCACAAGGGAUUUGACAACUGGUUACACUUAAGUUGGCUAGAUGACCAUGGGGCAGUACUUUAUCAACAUCAACUAGCCACCCAAAGAAGAAAAAGAAAAAAAAAUUAUAAACCCCUAUUUAUCUACUAAUUUGUGUCUUGCAGUUUGAGAGGUGUUGAUAUUUAUGAAUAUUGGUCAAUGGCAGUGGCAUUCAUGCUGCCAAAAGUUCCAUUUUACUUUCCCAUUUUCCACCAUCCGUUGCACAAGACACUAUUUCUGGUCAAGCAUCAGCAUUUCACUCACAGGAAGAUGAAUUAUACAGCCUAAUACUUCCUCUGUUAUGUACAUACUAAUCAGAUUUUAGGAGAAAUUAUCCCCUCUGAUAAAUGCCCCAUUUUCUAAAGUUAGUUUACAUUAUAUUUACCUAUUUAUCUAGAGUAAGAUUAUUUUGAGAUGAAUAGCAUCUGUUAUGGAGGUUUUUAUUUUUAUUGUCAACCUGCCACACUGAGCCAUACAGUUAAUUCAUCAGUUAUGCAAUUUUGGAGUACUUGCAGUCAUUAAAGAGAUGGAAAUACAGACACUGGCUUUCCUUUCCCUGCACACCCAAAGUGUUCCUUCUUUCCCUGAAGGGGAAACUUAUCACCCAGCACUGCCUUAACUUUGACUGCCAGCGAAGGAAACCUAUCUUCAUUAAGGACUGCAUCUGAAGGCUUGUUUUUGAAUCCAGAAAAAUUAUUGUGGACAAACCAAAGACAACACACUGAUAAAUCUAUUUUUAAUGAACAUGCUACAUUUUUUUUUUACCCGUGUAAAUAUAAAGUAUUUGUCCAUGCUUGGAAAAACUGUCAAACAUUUUUGAACAUUGCACAUGUACAGAGAAAAUGCAUUCACUUUGCCUAUUAAAGAGGCGAUGUGUUGAUAUUGUACAGUAGCGCUUCAAAUAGAGCUUUUUCACAGAAGACAUUUUGACAUGUCACAGUAGCGCAGGUGUAAAUAAUAAAAUUAAUGAUUCCAUUUAGCUACUUCUGGUUCAUUGUCAUGCCUCACGGAGACUCUUAACAAAAUGGAGCCAUGUGUAAUGUUAUUAGCAACACCUGUGUGUUUCUUACUAUAAGUCAAAAUGUCUGCCGUGAGAAAAGCCUAUACCACCCACAAGAUGAUCUGCUGAUCAAGUGACUUAAUAGAGCUAAACAAUAGAAAUUUCUAUGCUUAGUAAGGACAUAAUUUCCUGAAUAAUAAGUAUGCAGUUGCACCCACUUUUUAAAUGAAUGAUACAAUGUAAAAACAAGUAAUAAACCUCAUUGUGGA